AUGACUCAAGUAAGCUACAGUGAUGUCAGCAUGGACAAGAUCAAUAUUAAUCUUGAUGCCAUCACUGAACCACAGCAUGAGCCAGAGGAUAUCCAUAUGGAGAUUGGAGAGGGAAUAAGCGACAUUAAUGUGACCAGUGCACAUAUGGUCAGUGUUGUAAUCUUUUUUAUGAACAGGGUCAAGUCAUUGCAUGUGCAUGACAAUGCUUCUAUCGCUACUAUUACCCUGAUGGUUUUGACAGCAGAAGGUAAGGGGAUCACGUGGUCUGAUCUGAAGAGGUUCCAAAUCAGUAGAUGCCCCAAAGUGGACACUGUCUUUCACACAAAUUAUGCUACCAUCUGCUUCGAAACACUGGAGGAAUUUUCAGCCUAUGACCUCAUGAUGGCCCGUUGUAUUUGGAGCAGAGGAGAGAUGAACGCUACUACAAACAAUGCUUCCUUUGCCAAACUGAGGAGCAUGCACCUCUACUCCUGCCCAAGGCUUGUGUUCGUGCUUCCAUUGUCAUGGGCUGCUUCUGGCUCACACCUGCCUAGCCUGGAGAUCCUACACAUCGUAUGCUGCGGAGAACUCGUGCAGAUCUUCCCCGUGGAGGCAAAUGCUCUAACCAAAAUCUCCACUGGAAAUCCAAGUGGUGUGCCGAAUUUCCCUAAUCUGAAACACAUCCACCUGGAUGAUCUUCCCAAGCUGCACACGAUAUGCGAAGCCAGCAGGAUGUUUGCUCCUGAGCUUGAGACAGUCAGGGUGAGGGGAUGCUGGGGCCUCAAGCGCAUCCCGGCCACCCAUGGCAGCCGCCCGGUGGUCGUCGACUGCGAGAAGGAUUGGUGGGAGAAGCUCGAGUGGGAUGGGCUGGAGGUUGGCCACCAUUGCUCCCUCUUUGAGCUGCACCACUCCAAGUAUUACAGGAAGGCCCUGCCCAGAGGUUCUGUUCUCUGGUGAGCCAACCUCCCGAAGACGUAUUGGCGGCCAAAUUGUCAAGAUUUCCUGACGGAUCGACGAUGCUGUUUGACUGCUUUGUGCGGCAUGUUCCUGAUGUUGCAGUGGCUUCAGUGCUUGUUUGUUAUCUCGAGAAUAAUUUGGUGCUUGAUGCACUUGCUUGUAGAUUUGCGUUGCAUAUUAUUGUGUGUGUCUUUCAUGGGACUGAUGUAAGUGUGCUACACAUAUUCCAUUGUAUGGAUUUCUUCAUGAUGUAUGUGCUUCAAAUAAGAGGAUCCUGUGGCUGCCUGUGGUGUGCCC
Molecule: messenger RNA, 1233 nt
Organism: Oryza brachyantha (malo sina)
Lineage: Eukaryota; Viridiplantae; Streptophyta; Magnoliopsida; Poales; Poaceae
Exons: 2
Coding region: 1-936 (311 amino acids)
Source: RefSeq, a predicted model, not a curated record